CUCAUAUCUUGUCUUCUUUUUUUGUGGAUAAAAAGUUUGUGAAUUGGAGCUUGUGCUAUUGCAGAUUGGUUUACUAUAUAUGUUUCUGUUCUUGAAUCUGUAAAACAGUUUUAGAGUUUGUGGGGGAAGAGAAGCAAAAAGUUUUUACAGGGUUGAGCUUUUCUGGUUCUUCUUUCUCAUUACAAGCAAGGAGAAUUCUUGCUGGGCAAAGAGGGUUUGAGACUAAGAAAUGGAGGGCCUAUGGACUGUGUUUUGUGGGGAAUCUGAUUGUCCUUCUGGUAAGGCAGAGCCUUGCACCAUUGAUUUCAUGUUUGUGACACGGCCUUCUUCGUGUAUCAACCAUGCCAUGAUUAUUUGUUUUGAUAUAUUGCUCGUGGCCGUGUUCUUAUUCAAUGUCAUUCGGAAGAAACCAUCAGAGCACUUUCAUGGUGCUACGCGUUUGCAAAUGAUAUCUGCCAUUUUCAAUGGGGUUUUGGGAUUGGUAUACUUGAUUUUGGGUAUUUGGAUGUUAGUCGAUAAAUUAAGGUUGUCCCGGUCUGUUUCACCUCUGCAUUGGUGGUUGCUAGUUUUGUUUCAAGGACUAACAUGGUUGCCAAUGGGCUUAAUGAUUAGCCUUAGAGGAAAACAUUUCCCAAAAGCAUCAUUGCGGGUUUUGUCAAUUCUUGCCUUCUUGUUUACUGCAAUUGCUUCUUGUUUAUCCCUCAUCACCGCCAUUUCUAUCAAAGAAGUGUCAAUUCAGGUAGCUUUGGAUAUACUGUCCUUUUUAGGGGCAAGUUUGUUGCUGCUAUGCACUUACAUGGGUUACAAAUAUGAAGAAAUUGAUGAGAAUCGAUGUACCCCCUUAAACAGUGAGGUCAAUGGAAGUAGUAAAACCGAGUCUGUUGUCACCAUUACUCCAUUUGCGAAAGCUAGGUUUUUCCAUAAAAUGACCUUUUGGUGGCUGAACCCAUUGAUGAAAAGGGGGAGGGAGAAAACACUUGAGGAUGAAGAUAUACCCAAAUUGCGCGAGGAAGAUCAAGCACAAGCUUGUUACUUGCUAUUCACAGAGAAAUUCAAUGAGCAAAAACAACUCAACCCAUCAUCCCAACCAUCGGUUUUGUGGACAAUAGUUUCAUGCCAUUGGAAGGAGAUUUUUAUGUCGGGAUUGUUCGCACUGCUAACAGUUGUUACUCUAUCUACCGGUCCACUUAUUCUCAAUACCUUCAUUGAGGUUGCCGACGGCAAAGAAAGUUUCAGAAAUGAGGGCUAUGCGUUGGCCAUCUUACUUUUCUUUUCUAAGAGCAUUGAGUCCUUAGCACAGAGGCAAUGGUAUUUCCGAAGCAGACUCAUUGGUCUAAAAGUGAGGUCUUUGCUAACAGCAGCCAUUUAUAAGAAGCAAUUAAGACUAUCCAAUGCUUCGAAAACGAUGCAUUCGGCCGGUGAGAUAAUGAACUAUGUUUCCACUGAUGCUUAUAGGAUUGGAGAGUUUCCUUUUUGGUUUCAUCAAACUUGGACAACGAGCCUCCAGCUCUGUCUUGCCUUAAUAAUCCUAUUCCGCGCAGUCGGGCUUGCCACAAUUGCAUCCUUGGUGGUGAUAAUUCUUACUGUGCUUUGCAAUGCCCCGCUUGCAAAAUUGCAGCAUAAGUUCCAGUCUAAGCUCAUGGUGGCCCAAGAUGACCGGCUCAAGGCUACUUCAGAAGCGCUCGUGAACAUGAAGGUGUUGAAACUCUAUGCGUGGGAAAGUCAUUUCAAGAAUGUCAUCGAAAACUUGAGGAAAGUGGAAUAUAAAUGGUUAUCGGCAGUUCAAAUGCUUAAAGCAUACAAUAGCUUUCUCUUCUGGACAUCCCCGGUAUUUGUCUCAACUGCCACUUUUGGGGCAUGUUAUUUUCUCGGAGUGCCUUUGCAUGCUAGUAAUGUUUUCACAUUUGUAGCGACUUUACGACUUGUUCAAGAGCCGGUUAGAUGUAUUCCUGAUGUAAUUGGGGUUGUUAUUCAAGCGAAAGUUGCAUUCGCUAGGAUUGUGAAAUUUCUCGAGGCGCCUGAGGUAGAGAACAUAAAAAUCAGGCAAAAACGCAACAUGGGAAUGAAGAGCCACAGCAUUUUCAUCAAAUCUGCUAGUUUUUCGUGGGAAGAGAGUCCGUUGAAGCCCACGCUUAGAAAUAUUAAUUUAGAGGUUCAAGCUGGUGAAAAGGUGGCUAUAUGUGGAGAGGUCGGUUCAGGCAAAUCGACUCUUCUGGCUGCUAUCCUGGGAGAGGUUCCAAAUAUCCAGGGAACCAUUCAUGUAUACGGGACUAUUGCCUAUGUUUCUCAAUCGGCAUGGAUCCAGACAGGAACUAUACAAGAAAAUAUUUUAUUUGGGUUGGGAUUCGAUAAUGAGAGAUACCAAGAAACAUUAGAGAAGUGUUCCUUGGUGAAGGACCUUGAGUUGCUACCCUACGGUGACCUCACUGAAAUAGGCGAAAGAGGAAUUAAUCUCAGCGGUGGUCAGAAGCAGCGGAUCCAACUUGCUCGUGCGCUAUAUCAGGAUGCUGAUACAUAUCUGUUGGAUGACCCAUUCAGUGCUGUUGAUGCGCACACUUGUUCGAGCCUAUUUAAUGAAUAUGUUAUGGCAGCUCUUUCAACGAAGACGGUCUUACUUGUCACCCACCAAGUGGAUUUUCUUCCUGCAUUUGAUUCUGUUUUGUUGAUGUCGGAUGGAGAAAUUCUACACGCAGCUCCUUACCAUCAGUUACUGGCUUCAAGUCGAGAAUUUCAAGGCCUUGUCAAUGCACACACAGAAACUGCUGGUGCUGAAAGGCUUGAAGAGGUAUCUUCUUCUCAGAAGCGUGAAAUGUCUACCAAAGAGAUCAGAAAAACUCAUACUGAUGAGAUAUCUAAAGGGGACCAGUUGAUUAAACAAGAAGAGAGAGAAGUAGGAGGCAUUGGUCUUAAGCCUUACAUGCAAUACUUAAAUCAGAACAAAGGCUACUUGUUUUUCUCCGCGGCUGCUAUCUGCUACCUUGCAUUCGUGAUUGGUUCGAUACUACAAAACUCUUGGAUGGCCGCUAACGUUGAAAAUCCUAAUGUCACCACAUUGCAAUUGAUUGUAGUUUACUUGGUGAUCGGAUUUACUUCGACACCAAUUUUGCUUUUUAGAUCUCUCUCCACGGUUGCUCUUGGUAUGCAAUCGUCAAAAUCAUUGUUUUCACAGCUACUAAACUCCCUUUUUCAUGCACCCAUGUCAUUUUACGACUCUACGCCUUUGGGAAGGAUACUGAGUCGGGUUUCAGCAGAUUUGAGUAUUGUUGAUCUUGAUGUUCCCUUUAGCUUUAUCUACAGUGUUGGGGAUACCAUAAAUACCUAUGUUAAUCUUGCUGUGUUGGCUGUUGUUACCUGGCAAGUCCUGUUCAUCUCCAUACCAAUGAUUUAUUUGGCAAUUCUCUUGCAGAGAUACUACUUUAGCGCCGCGAAAGAAUUGAUGCGAAUCAAUGGCACAACAAAGUCUUUUGUGGCAAACCAUCUUGCUGAAUCCAUAGCAGGAUUGAUGACGAUAAGAGCUUUUGGGGAGGAGGAUCGAUUCUUCGUAAAGAAUCUUGACCUCAUUGAUAUAAAUGCCAGCCCAUUUUUCCACUGUUUUGCAGCAAAUGAGUGGUUGAUCGAACGGCUUGGAGUACUUAGUGCAGUUGUUCUCUCCUCAUCAGCACUCUGCAUGGUUUUGCUUCCUCCUGGAACUUUCAGCUCUGGAUUUGUUGGAAUGGCAUUGUCCUAUGGUCUCUCAUUAAACGUGUCCCUUGUUUUUUCCAUUCAAAACCAGUGUACUCUAGCAAACUACAUUAUCUCUGUAGAAAGGCUCAACCAAUACAUGCACAUUCCAAGUGAAGCACCUGAAGUGAUCGAAGAGAAUCGCCACCCGGCCAACUGGCCAACAGUUGGUAAAGUCAAGAUUCAAGAUUUGAAGAUCAGAUAUAGGCUUGAUGCGCCACUCGUUCUUCGUGGAAUAACUUGCACAUUUGAAGGAGGGCACAAAAUUGGUAUCGUUGGAAGGACUGGCAGUGGGAAGUCUACACUGAUCGGUGCUUUGUUUCGUCUGGUGGAGCCUGCAGGGGGCAAGAUUGUCAUAGAUGAGAUUGAUAUUUCUACCCUCGGACUUCAUGAUUUGAGGUCGCGGUUUGGGAUUAUACCUCAGGAUCCUACUCUUUUUAAUGGGACCGUGAGAUAUAAUUUGGAUCCAUUGGGUCAGCAUACUGAUCAGGAAAUAUGGGAGGUUCUUGGAAAGUGUCAGCUUGGAGACGUUGUUCAGGAGAAAGAAGUGGGCUUGGACUCGAUGGUUGUGCAAGAUGGUUCAAAUUGGAGCAUGGGACAAAGACAAUUGUUUUGUUUGGGCCGUGCCCUCCUAAGGAGAAGCAAGAUAUUGGUGCUUGAUGAAGCAACUGCCUCAAUCGACAACGCAACAGACUUAAUUUUGCAGAGAACCAUCAGGAUUGAGUUUGCUGAUUGCACUGUGAUCACAGUAGCCCAUAGAAUGCCAACCGUCAUGGAUUGCACCAUGGUUCUGGCCAUCAGCGAUGGAAAAUUGGUAGAGUAUGACGAACCAAUGAAGCUGAUGAAGGGAGAAAAUUCACUAUUUGGGCAGCUUGUGAAGGAAUACUGGUCUCAUUAUCAGUCUACAGAGUCACAUUGAAGCUUAUGGUAAUAUCUUAUGUUUCAUAAUGGGGAUUUUGCAACCCCAUAGAAACGGAGAAGAUUGGAGACUGGAAAUACCUAAUCGCCCCGUGCCCAUUUUUCGAAAGGCAAUAAUGAUCAAGAGUUUUUAUUAAAAUAUCUUGAGAGCAAGAACCUUAUAAAUUUAAUAAGGAUGAGGUGCACACACUAUGCAUUUGUAAUUAUAUAUAAAUUUAUGGGUUAAUUUUGAGAAUUAAUUAGAAGUUAUUGUGAAUAAGUGUCAAAACAACAUUAUUGCAAGUUUAAUCUUGUUAGCUCUAUUCUAAGGGCAUUUGUUAAUAUGUUUGAAAUAGUUGUACAUUAUUUAUAGAAGCAUGUAUUGUAAAAAAUCUAUAAUCAUUGUAAAUUUUGUUAACGAAUGUUCUUUAGCCUUGCACCAUUUA
Camellia sinensis is the source of this 5063-nucleotide messenger RNA. RefSeq names its product ABC transporter C family member 10. Lineage: Eukaryota; Viridiplantae; Streptophyta; Magnoliopsida; Ericales; Theaceae. Gene Ontology annotation, biological process: transmembrane transport. Gene Ontology annotation, cellular component: membrane. Gene Ontology annotation, molecular function: ABC-type transporter activity; ATP binding; ATP hydrolysis activity. The record is from RefSeq and is a predicted model, not a curated record.